UGUCAGUCGUCUAGUUCUAUAUUGUAAUGGAAUAAAGAAAAAAAACUUUUUUGGGUCAAAAGAACCCAAUUUCCCGGAGUCCGGGGCCCGCCGGGAUCGUUAACGGUGGCGUUGAUGAUUUGAUUGGCGAGAAGGAGGAUAAAGCGAUGUACCCACCUUCACCUCUACAACAAAACAAACGCAACAAUCUCAAAUCAACAAUCUUCAACCACAAGGCAAUUACAUUCAGCCUUUUUAUAUAACCCUUUUGUCUCUUUUGAUUCUGAAUUCGUUUUUGUUGUGUUGUGGCGAUUAGGAAUGAGUUUCUCAUCCAACCCACUUUCCCUCAGCGUUCCGGACGCCGCUUUCGAUUCAUGGCUUCGUGAUUCCGGUUACCUUGAAAUUCUCGAUCAGCGGACCUCUGACCUCCACCGCCAUUCCUCUGCCGCUCCCCCCGCCAGACCCACCCCUACCGCUGCAGCUCCUUUAGCCACAGGUUUCUUCAUCUCCCUCUUCUCUCGCAUCGCGACCCUUCUCUCCAUUUUUACUCUUAACCCCUUUGCCAAGCUCUCUGCUGCUGAUUUUUCUGGCCCGACCCCUUCCUGGACUACUGGGUUUGUUGGGUUUUUUGAGUCCUACUCAUUUCCUUCGUCGCCGGCUCAAGCUCGUCUUAGAGUCCACGAGAACGCCAAACGCUAUGCUCGCAAUUACGCUUCACUAUUUGUUCUCUUCUUUGUCUGCACGCUAUACCAGAUGCCUCUUGCCCUCCUUGGACUGAUAUCAUGUUUAGCACUUUGGGACAUUGUUAAAUUUUGUUGUGAUAGGUGGGGAUUAGACAAAUAUCCAGUUCUUUGGCAGUGUUUGGUUCGCAUUGCUCAAUGCGCGACUGUUAUCAUCCUUUUAUUUUCCAACUUUCAAAUGGCAAUCUUCUGUGCCCUUGGCAUUGGAUAUACAGGUAUGAUUUUGCAUGCUGCAUUUCGGAAGCUGACUCCCACCAAGCCCACAUCUACCGUAAGUCGGAAAUAGACAGUUACAGGCAAUGGUAUUUGUCCUCCUAUAUAUAAGUUAAGCCUAAUGCAAGGUACCAACAUCUGAUUCUGUUGAAGACGAAAAGUUCUAGUAAUGCUGAUCGCAAACUUGAAAGCAUGACUGAUGUACGUCAGCAGGCACCGUGCCCUUGCUUGAAAAUUCAUAUUACGGUGUGGGGCACGGUGACCAUCGUAUUGCCCAAGAGUUUCAUCUUCCUCUGUUAAAGGCUAGAACCAAGAAACAAGUCAAGCUCAAAUCUCGUUUAAUUUGUUUGUUUCAUUAGUUAAUGAAAAUUAAGUAUGGUUAAUUUUGUAGGUCAUAACACUACUACAUGAUAUUUAGUUCCAGCUUAUGACUUGUACCACAAAUGUAGCAUUUUGUGCUUACAUUUUCUAUGAAUGAGAGUUUAUCAGAUUUCAGGUGAA
This is a messenger RNA of Cucumis sativus (cucumber), 1433 nucleotides long. Its product is annotated as PRA1 family protein H. The coding region runs from base 298 to 1005 and encodes 235 amino acids. The transcript is spliced from 4 exons. Gene Ontology annotation, cellular component: endoplasmic reticulum; Golgi apparatus. Lineage: Eukaryota; Viridiplantae; Streptophyta; Magnoliopsida; Cucurbitales; Cucurbitaceae. Gene Ontology annotation, biological process: vesicle-mediated transport. The record is from RefSeq and is a predicted model, not a curated record.